AUGAUCCCCCAUCGCACCAUCGCCACAACUGCCUCUGCGCCGGACGCCAUGUUCAGCCAUCCGCCUCCUGAGCCAGGUUCAGACUUCAACGUGGUCAUGAUCGGUGCAGGUAACAUCAUGUUUGGUUCCGAUGAAGGACCCUGGAACCACUCUUUCCGAUUCGAGCACAAACUCGGACCCCGACUCAAGGUUGUUGCUCUGAUCGACCCCUCCACCGCACGAGCCGACAAGGUCCUGGAAGGCAAACGACAGAGUUUCGUCGAAUCUGCCUACAAGGACACCAAGGUGUUCAAGACAAUCGAAGACUACCAUGCUUCGGUCCAGUCUAAGCACUCGCCCACUCCUCACGCUAUCGUGGUCGGAUGCCCUCCCGCUUACCGAGGAGGUACGACCAAGGGAACUGAUCUCGAGCUUCACCUCAUCAAAUUGUUCCCCAAGACUGCCUACUUCAUUGAGAAGCCCGUCGGAACUGGCACGGUCAAAGCUGCCAAAGAGGUCACUCAGGAACUCAUCUCCAACGGUAAUAUUGUUUCCGUCGGAUACAUGUUGCGAUAUUUGCGAUGUGUCCAAAAGAUGAAGCAAAUCAUCCACGACAAUAACUUGACUAUCAUGGCCACCAACGCGCGAUACUCCGCCGCUUACGAGGCCAUCGCCAAACCCGCCUGGUGGAACAAGGCUAUCGAUAUGGGACCCGUCAUUGAGCAAGGAACUCACUUCUGCGAUCUCUCCCGAUACUUUGGUGGGGACGUUGACAUCAACACUGUCAAUGCACUGUCUGUCGAAUUCUACGAGAAGCCCGGAAAAUUGAGCAAGAUUCCCAUCGACGAGUCCAAGAUUCCCCCAGAGCUCCGAAUCCCUCGAUUGACCACUGCUCACUGGAAAUACGAGAACGGAGCUGUAGGCUCACUCACCCACGCCGUCGCCCUUCAAGGUCACGCCUACGCCUGUGAACUUGAAGUCUGGGCCGAUGGAUACCACAUGAGAUUGGUGGACCCGUACCAAGCACCUACCCUCUUUGUUCGCCGGCCUGGAGACGAUCACGAGGAGCGACACGUUUACACUGAUGACGAUCCAUUCUUCUCUGAAGUCUCGAGCUUCAUUGAUGCUAUUGAGGGAGGACCCGACCCUCACAUUCUCAGUUCCUUUGAAGAUGCCACCAAGACUUAUGAAUUGACUUGGGCCAUCCGACUUGCAUCUGAGGCUUCUCGAGCCCCUAUGCCCCAAGCUUAA
This is a messenger RNA of Kockovaella imperatae, 1230 nucleotides long. RefSeq names its product putative oxidoreductase C terminal-domain-containing protein. Gene Ontology annotation, molecular function: nucleotide binding. The transcript has 10 exons. Lineage: Eukaryota; Fungi; Basidiomycota; Tremellomycetes; Tremellales; Cuniculitremaceae. The record is from RefSeq and is a predicted model, not a curated record. The coding region runs from base 1 to 1230 and encodes 409 amino acids.